This is a messenger RNA of Sordaria macrospora k-hell, 2502 nucleotides long. RefSeq lists its product as uncharacterized. Gene Ontology annotation, cellular component: plant-type cell wall. NCBI's taxonomy places the organism in Eukaryota, Fungi, Ascomycota, Sordariomycetes, Sordariales, Sordariaceae. Gene Ontology annotation, molecular function: xylan 1,4-beta-xylosidase activity; alpha-L-arabinofuranosidase activity. The record is from RefSeq and is a predicted model, not a curated record. Gene Ontology annotation, biological process: arabinan catabolic process; xylan catabolic process.
AUGAAGCCACUCGCUCGUUCUACCAUCCCCUUGUUCGCCAGUGUCCUCACAGCCAACGCCUUCCAAUUCCCCGAUUGCAUCAACGGCGUUCUAGCCAAAACCAAAGCAUGCGAUUCCACGGCCUCAGCACCCGACCGCGCAGCAUCGUUGGUUGAACAGCUAACCAUCGACGAGAAGCUCGUCAACCUCGUUGACCAAAGCAAAGGCGCCCCCCGUCUCGGUCUGCCCCCCUACGCCUGGUGGUCCGAAGGCCUACACGGCGUCGCCGGCUCCCCAGGCGUCGUCUUCAACACUUCAGGCUACCCCUUCUCCUACGCCACCUCCUUCGCCAACGUCAUCACCCUAGGCGCCGCCCUCGAUGACGACCUUGUGUACGAAGUCGGCACAGCCAUCAGCACCGAAGCCCGCGCCUUUGCCAAAUUUGGUUUCGGCGGAUUAGAUUACUGGACACCCAACAUCAACCCGUACAAAGACCCACGAUGGGGGCGCGGGGCGGAAACGCCCGGGGAGGAUCCGCUGAGGAUUAAGGGGUAUGUGAAGGCGAUGGUUGCCGGGCUGGAGGGCAAUGGGACGGUGAGGAAAGUGAUUGCGACUUGCAAACACUUUGCUGCGUACGAUUUGGAGAGGUGGAGGGGUCUGACGAGGUAUGACUUUGAUGCGGUGGUCAGUCUGCAGGAUCUGAGCGAGUAUUAUUUGCCGCCUUUUCAGCAGUGUGCGAGGGAUUCGAGGGUGGGGAGUAUUAUGUGCAGGUAUGUUUCGUUCUUCCUUCCUCCUUUCCCAUCCUUCCCCCGUCUCGUCACCCGCCAGAGCGGGAACCAGGUCGAUAUUGUUGACAACUUCCGCAGUUACAACGCCCUCAACGGCACCCCCGCCUGCGCAUCAACUUAUCUCAUGACCAACAUCCUUCGUGACCACUGGAACUGGACCAACCACAACAAUUACAUCACCUCCGACUGCAACGCCAUCCAGGAUUUCCUGCCCGACAACCACAAUUUCAGCCAAACCCCCGCCGAAGCCGCCGCUGCCGCUUACAUCGCGGGGACCGACACGGUUUGCGAGGUAUCGGGGUGGCCGCCCUACACCGACGUCGUGGGCGCUUACAACCAGUCUCUUCUCUCGGAGUCCGUGAUUGACACUGCCCUGCGCCGACUAUACGAAGGCUUGAUCCGCGCCGGUUAUCUCGACCACGGUCGUCCCGCCAGCAGCAGCCCCGAUAAGGCCCCGUUCUCUUCACCAGACUUCCUGCCCCUGGACCUAACCGGGAAGACAGUGGCGCUAAUAGGUCACUGGGCCAACGCCACUCGGACCAUCCGUGGUCCGUAUAGUGGUCUACCGCCCUUCUAUCAUAACCCUAUGUACGCGGUGCGGCAGCUUAAACUCUCUUUUUACUACGCCAACGGGCCUGUGGUCAAUUCGACCGAUGCAGAUACCUGGACCGCGGCUGCCAUGCUAGCUGCGGAAAGCGCUGAUGUGGUUUUAUAUUUCGGCGGGACAGACACGACUGUUGCUUCUGAGGAUCUUGAUCGAGAGUCAAUCGCAUGGCCGAAGACGCAAUUGACACUCAUCGAGAAGUUGGCUCAGGUUGGGAAGCCGAUGGUGGUAAUCCAGCUAGGCGAUCAAGUGGAUGACACCCCCUUGCUCAACAACAAGAACAUCUCCUCGAUCUUGUGGGUGGGUUACCCAGGCCAGUCGGGCGGGACGGCGGUGUUUGAUGUUUUGACGGGCAAGAAGGCUUCCGCCGGAAGGCUGCCAGUGACGCAGUACCCGGCUGGGUACGUUGACGAGGUGCCGUUGACGGAGAUGGGGUUGAGGCCUUUUAACCACUCCUCCAGUACCACCUCCUCUGAUGUCAGCCAGUCCGGUGUUGAAGAGGGCAACGGCCUGACAAUCCAAACCCGCUCAACACGCGGUAACAAAACCCUCUCCUCCCCCGGCCGGACCUACAAGUGGUACCCCCGCCCUGUCCUGCCCUUCGGUUACGGACUUCAUUACACCCCUUUUAACAUCUCCCUUUCGCUUUCUACCUCCUCCAACGCCUCCUCCACCACAGAUAAUACCUCAAUCUCCAUCCGCUCCCUCCUAACCUCCCAAACCUGCACAGCCAUCCACCUCGACCUCUGCCCCUUCUCCCCCUUCUCAGUCUCCAUAACCAACACCGGCUCCCAUACAUCCGACUACGUCGCCCUCCUCUUCUUGUCAGGUAAAUUCGGACCUAAGCCGGACCCGCUCAAGACGCUGGUAGGAUACAAGCGGGUGAAGGACAUCAAGCCGGGGGAGACAAGGGUGGUUGGUGGUGAGGAUAUCCCGGUGAACUUGGCUGCUGUUGCUAGGGUUGAUGGGAAUGGAAAUACGGUGUUGUAUCCGGGGACUUAUAAGUUUCGUUUGGAUGUGGACUUGGAGGAGGAAGGGGAUGAUGGGCUGUUGGUGGGGAAGAGGGAUGUGGUGGUUGAGUUAGUUGGGGAGGAGAAGGUUUUGGAUGAGUUUCCGCAGCCUAAGUCAUAG